Molecule: messenger RNA, 2877 nt
Organism: Symbiodinium sp. CCMP2592
Lineage: Eukaryota; Dinophyceae; Suessiales; Symbiodiniaceae
Source: the annotation of a GenBank genome assembly
AUGACGGAUGGCGAACCAGAAGCUUUGCCUGCGCCGCUGAACGAAGCUUUGGUGGCCUUGGCAGAUCAGUGCAAAGUCCCGCCAGAUUAUCAUGGGAUUCUCGCGGGGUUUGAUGUCAGCCUUUUCGGCUGCAUUGCGGCUGAUUCCUCAGCUUUGGAUGAGGCGCUCAAGGAUCUGCUCGAGGGCGCCGUGGAACCGCCUUCCACUGCUCAGCGCCUUCUUCUGCUCUCUUCGCUACGACUGCUUUACGAGACUUGCCGUCAGCAGUCGUCAGCAGCUCGUCAGGGCAAGCGCCAAGAGGAGAACGACAUCACUUCGGGGUUGUCUACAUCAAGCUGGUCAGAACAGUUUCCCCCCAAGCUUUCAGGAGAGCGUGUGAUGUCUCUUCAGAAACAGUUUCAUGCCCGCUACCCGGGGGAGAUCUUAGAUCCCGACAAUUAUCCGUCGGCCAGGUUGCUAGCCUAUGUGGCUAAGGUCGUUCAAAAAGGAGAGCUGCGGUGGAUCCCGUGGAAACUCAGGAUGAGCCAAGCCCAACAAGAUUCCCUGGCUUUGCGGCGCCCAGCUAAGGUGCCUCGGUUAGAAGAGCUGAUAUACGACGACGUGCCCCAGCGUGAAAUACCAGCUGGAGCAGUUGGCGCGAACUAUCUCUCGGGCAUCUUGGGUUUGGUUUCAGUGGCUGUAGCGAUGCUGCAGGGCGCGCACCUUGCGAGCCUUCGCGAGUUUGAGCGCAAGUUCAUCAAACUGGCUACGCAAAAAUGCGAGGCGGGCAUUCGCAAUCCUUUUGCUGAGGAAAUCAUGCAAGCAGACCGUCAGCUAUGGUGCCAGAUGGCCGAUCUGGUCAAUCUUCAUGGCUGGUCCUUGGAUGAUGCUCUGACAGAGUACACGGAGAUCAGGGGAGAUAUGGCUUCGUUACUUCAGUCUCGGGUGGCGGUGCCCAAAAAGUUUGAUAUCCCACCUGGUCUUCGAAGGCUUCCUGGGGGCAAAGGCAAGCAGAAGGGCGGCGGCAAAGGUCGAGGUGUUACUGGCGGUCAGUCUGGUCAAACUGGUGCAAAAUGGAUCACGAAGUUUGAGGACAAGGGAUCAACUCAGUUGCUUCGGACAAAAGUUCUGGAGGGUGGCCGGAACCAUGCUAGCUACUUCAACGCCGGGGUACGCUCAGGCUCUCUUGGCGGCCUUUGUCGCUUCACCUUGGAAAACCCCAAGUUGGUGGAGUAUGUAAAUCUUUUCUUACAGUCAGUCUUCCCUGAUGGGACAUGGUCUAGUUUCUGCAUUUCGCACAACGAAUUCGCUCAUCUUCAUUCGGAUUUCAAUGCCCCAGGCUCUUUGAAUCACUCUUGCAGCUUGGGGGCGUUCGACAAAGGUGGUCUCUGGAUCCAGGUUGCGGAUUCAGCAUUUCCAGAGCAUCCUCGGGUCCCUCCCACGGACGCUCAGGCUGAUCAAACAUUGCGCGGUUGCAUUUUCAACACUCGAAGGUCCGGGAUCUCUUUCGACGGCUCUCUACCACAUUGUUCGGAGCCUUGGACUGGGGACCGGUGGGUCCUGACAGCAUAUACUUCGGCCCAACUGCCGAGAGUAUCGGCUAGUGAUGUGCAGCAGCUGCGGGAUUUACACUUUCCACUGCCAGAUUCUUCUUGUCAAACGGCUGCUUCAGAAUUGUCUGGGGCAGCAAUUCUUCCGGCUCCACCUUCCGUUCUUGAUCUUUCCAAGGUGCGCGGGAAUCUUUUUCUGGAUCUGUUUGCUGGUCAUGCUCGGCCACUAUCGUCUGCUUUCUUGCAAGCUGGAGUUUCUGUCCUUUCAGUGGAUACAAUGUUGGCUUCGGAGCACGAUCUUCUGGAUGAUUCGGUUUUUGAACCUCUUUUGCGAUUGAGCUUUUCGGGAGCAGUGACCUCGGCUCAUGCAUCGCCACCAUGCCGGGAGUAUUCCAGGUGCAAGCUUAUCCGACCGGGUCCGAAGCCUUUGCGCACCCCAGAACAUUUGGCAGGGGUCCCAGGUCUAUCUUCUUCUGAACAAGAGCGGGUGGACGCCAGCCGGACGUUGAUGGAGCGUGCCGUCGAGAUUCUGCACGCCACCUACAAGGCUGGCGGGCAUUUUAGCCUGGAAAAUCCAGCAAACAGCAUGCUUUGGCUAGAAGAAGCGGUCCGACUUCUGCUUCAGAAGGCCAAUGCUGAUGUGCUUGUGGUAGCGGCUUGUGCUUACGGCUGGGAUAUCUCGAAACGCUGGGCUUUCGCUACCUCUUUUCGGGAUAUGCAGCGAUUGGCCAAGGAUUGUUCACAUGCUGAGGGCUCUCAUCGUCCGGUUGCUGGGGUUCGGGAUGAGUCCGGAGGUUAUGCCUCUCAACAGACUUCUGAGUUCCCCGCGAAGCUCGCGGAGGCGUAUGUAUCGGCCGCUCUCCCACUUUUUUCGACAUGCGAAAAUCCUUUGGAUGUCCAGCUGUCGCAGCUAUAUCAGCUAAUCCCUGCUAAAGGUCGCUUCGACAUGCCUUUCGCGCAUCAAGAUGGGGCUGGCAUCUACUCGGUCCCCGACUGGUCUUUUCCCCCGAACGGGACGGUUGACAGACUUCAGCAGGUCAGGCAUGCUCUGACGCAGAAGCUUUUUGAGUUGAAGGCCCCGAUUCGCUUGCGCGAACAUGUCCUGGCCAAGUCGGACUCUCCAUUGUUUUCGGAGGGAGAGAUUGAAAGCUUUCGGGCCAUCUUUUCAGAGUUCUUGGUGGCCACGACGGGCCGUCCGGUGGACUGGUGGGAUGGUGCCGGCCCUUUGCUUGCACCAUGGAAUCCCGACUUCAGAUACCGCUUCACAGUCGCUGAUUUCUUCGAUCUACGUCAUGAUGUACGGCUUUUCCCAGCCGAUGCCAAGCUGCUUUGGAAGCUGCCGCGUUGA